CAGACACUCCCUUGCUGAGUGGUAUGUAGAGGUAGGCCUGUUUUUGUCUGAGCUGUUGUAGAUAGAAAAGCUCAAAAGGACAGCCCAGAGAAAUUGUGAGUUUGCAACAGUCAACCAAAAUCAACUAUCAGACACUUUGCAGGAUAACCUGACUGAUGCUCUUCCUCCCCUACCUGGAGGAUCAGAUGAUGCUGUCCAGCCGGAAGGAACAAAUGGUCCUCCACCACCUGAAGAAAAAACAAAUAGUCCUCUGACGCCCAGCGACAGCAACCAGACAGGAUCAGGCUCAACUACCAAUGAAGAACAGGACGCCAAUGACACAAUACGUAGCCCGCUUGUUCCUGGAAAUGCAGAUCCUCCCACCCAAACUUGGCCUCAACCGCCACCCAUACAGACGGAGAGAGAUGUUGCAUCACCACCUCCUUCCAUUCUAGAUGGUGCCAUCUCAGGUGCUUGCAUUGAUGGGAGCAAAUGCUGCGACAUUACAACUGCCGCUGCCUGUGCCAGCUCUGAAGAUCAGUCAUGCGGCUGGGAUACACGUUGUGAACUUAUUCAAGAUCCCUGCAAGUCUAGGACUGACAAGCGAGGCUGCAUCACAACUCCUUCAUGCCGCUGGCGUCCUCAUCCUGCGAGGGCAGGAGUUGGUAUUUGCUUCCAAGGUGGUAGCAUUUGCAAGAGAGCAGGCAGAGUUGCUUCAGAAUGUGAAAAGAUCGUGGAAAGGAAUUCCAUCAGCGCAGCAAAGAUUUGUAAAAUGACUAGUAGCUGUGAUAGAAGGGAUGGCUGUCAGGGUGCCAUAGAUAGCUGCUGCACCAAGACAAAUUCUAAGACAUGCUCUGCCUUGCGAGAAUGUCGCUGGAAGCGAGAAUGUGCCAUGGUGUAUGUUUCGGAGAUAUGCCAAUCUUUCCACCUGAUAAAUAGUCCCUGUCAUG
Molecule: messenger RNA, 929 nt
Organism: Chara braunii
Lineage: Eukaryota; Viridiplantae; Streptophyta; Charophyceae; Charales; Characeae
Source: the annotation of a GenBank genome assembly